Selaginella moellendorffii is the source of this 1759-nucleotide messenger RNA. Its product is annotated as protein S-acyltransferase 8. Lineage: Eukaryota; Viridiplantae; Streptophyta; Lycopodiopsida; Selaginellales; Selaginellaceae. The record is from RefSeq and is a predicted model, not a curated record. Gene Ontology annotation, biological process: protein targeting to membrane; peptidyl-L-cysteine S-palmitoylation. The coding region runs from base 538 to 1668 and encodes 376 amino acids. Gene Ontology annotation, cellular component: Golgi apparatus; endoplasmic reticulum. The transcript has 8 exons. Gene Ontology annotation, molecular function: protein-cysteine S-palmitoyltransferase activity.
UGCAGCAGCAACGUCUCCACGAUCGGUCUGUUUCGUACAGUCGGCUCCGAGGUGACCAGGCACGGAGACUCGGCUUCUGGCUUUUCAAAGAGGCCGCUAUCUCCAACAACAUCCAUUUGCCAGCCGGCCAUGUCCAAGGAAAGCACGAUCCCGGCUAGAGGAGCGGCUGCUUUGGACUGUCAUAGACUGAGCCAAGACUGCAUGGACAUGGACCGUAUGAAAGCCAGCAAGGUGCAAGAGCCGAUCUACCAGCCGGCAAAGAAAAUGCGAAGCAGCUAGACAGGAAGGCAUUCGGUUUGUAUAUAAACUUAGUUGUCGGACACGUGGACUCGCGGUUGUGCAUCAGAGUAGCCCUAAUUGUUCUGUCUUUCUUUCGUUGUUUUUUUCUCCUUCCUUCUCUCUGGUAAAGCGCUGCGAAAGCAGAGGGUGCUGGGAAACAAAAAUGCGGCCAGUUUUUCGAUUGACAGCGCCUUGAAACUACAUGAGAGUGACGGAUUUGAAUGGCGUAUAUGCUGGAAACGCGUUCUGAGGCAUGCUAUGGGCAAGCGUCUUUAUCAACACUGGAAGGGACGAAAUAAGUUUCUUUUUGGCGGAAGGCUUGUGCUUGGCCCGGAUGCAAAGGCUGUAGCUAUUACCGUCGUUUUGAUUGUUGUCCCAUCCAUCGUUUUCUUCUCCUGCGUUGCAAGGUACCUUUUUGACGACUUUCCACACCGCAGUGGAGUGGCAAUUCUGGUUAUAGCAGUCUUAUACCUUGCAUGUGUGUUGACGUUCUUACUGCUCACCUCUAGUACAGACCCGGGCAUUAUACCUCGUAAUCGCCAUCCACCCGAAGUUGAGGACAGACCUCUGGAUUUUGUAUCUGGACAAAGCGGGAGAGUGCGGCUCCCACGAACCAAAGAUGUCGUUGUAAACGGCAUUGCGGUCCGGACCAAGUACUGUGACACUUGUAUGCUCUACAGGCCUCCUCGCUGCUCUCACUGCUCGGUGUGCAACAAUUGCGUGGAGCGUUUUGAUCACCACUGUCCAUGGGUUGGACAAUGCAUUGGCCAAAGGAACUACCGUUUCUUCUUUAUGUUCGUGUCGUCGGCAACGCUCUUGUGCGUCUAUGUGUUUGCGAUGUGCACCGUCUACAUCAAGUCCGUGAUGGACGACCGCCAGUGCAGCGUGUGGACAGCCAUGGCAAAGUCACCGGCGUCCAUCCUCUUGAUGGUCUACUCCUUCAUAUGCGUAUGGUUUGUUGGAGGGCUUACUUUCUUCCAUCUCUACCUCAUCAGCACGAACCAGACCACCUACGAGAACUUCCGCUACCGCUACGAGAACAAGCUGAAUCCGUACAACCUGGGCAUGGCGAGCAACCUGCGCGACGUCUUCUGCGCGGCGAUCCCGCCCUCCAAGAACAACUUCCGAGCAUAUGUUGACGACGAGGAGGACUCCCGGGACGAGGAAGCGCGCAGCCGGCACAGCGACUCCGGGGGCACCAAGACCACCACACUCCCCAGCGAGGAGGAGGAUCAAGAGCUCCACACUUGCGGGAACAGCAACGCGGACGAGAUCCUGGAGGACGGAACCGAGUACGACUAUGGCGGCGAGCAGUCCAGCCCCGUCAACUCCUCGUCCAGGCGCUCCAGUUGGGACCACAAGAGCGUCGGCGAUCAUAGCAUCUGGUAGAGCUCAUUGCUCGCUCGAGAAGAGUUAAUUUUCUUCUGCGAAUAUUCUCUAACCGUAUCCCAGUUAGCCAUAAAAGUAAGAGCUCUAACAA